AUGGCCUUUUUAAAUUCUUUACCAUUUUUACCCGCAGACUCUCUUUUCCUCUGCCUAUAUAUAACCCACUCCUCUCUUCUUAGCUCUCCACAACUCAUCCUUUGCUUUGCUUUCUGCAAUCUGCAAAUAUAUCUACAAAUACAAAGCAAAGAUAUGGAUCUGUUUCUCCCUCUCCUUGCACUUGCAGUCCUCUGCACAUUUCUCUAUCUCAUCUCCCUCUUUUAUAAGUCCAAACCCGAUGGCCAAAACAUUCCGCCGGGAAACACCGGAUGGCCAAUCAUAGGCGAAACACUCGAAUUCGCCUCCACAGGCAGAAUGGGUACUCCUGAGAAGUUUGUAAACGAAAGAAUGAAAAAAUACUCGUCGGAAAUAUUCAAGACCUCCCUGAUAGGAGAGAGAAUGGCAGUGCUUUGUGGAGCUGCCGGAAACAAGUUCUUGUUCUCCAACGAGAACAGGCAUGUUGUGUCAUGGUGGCCACAGACCCAUGAAAAGAUUAUGCUCUUUAAACAAGCUUCUACCAUAGGAGAGAGCAAGAAAGUUCGUGGAUAUCUACCGGAGUUUCUCCGCCCGGACAAUCUAAGAAAGUACGUGGAAGUUAUGGACUGCAUGGCGAGGCAGCAAAUAGUAACAGAGUGGACACCAGGCAGAGAAGUGAAGGCUUUGCCUCUGGCGAGAAAGCACACUUUCGCGCUGGCAUGUCAGCUUUUUAUGAGCAUUGAUGACCCCGAGCAGGUAGCCCGGUUAGCAGAUUCUUUUGCUCGGGUUUCAGCCGGACUACUGGCCGUACCCAUUGAUUUCCCGGGCACAAUUUUCAACCGUGCCAUCAAGGCGGCCAACAUGAUUAGGUACGAGCUUUUGCCAAUCAUAAAGAAGAGGAGAGAUCUAAUGGCGGAGAACAAAGAGAUGGAAACUCGAGACCUGUUGCGUCACUUGAUCCUCUCCACGGAUCAGGAUGGCAAGUUUAUGACAGAGAUGGAAAUUGCUGAUAAGAUUUUGCAUUUGCUUGUCGCCAGCCAUGACACGACGAGCACGGUGAUCACCUUUGCCGUUUUCUAUCUUGCAGAUCAUCCCCAUGUCUAUGAAGAAGUCUUGAAGGAACAAAUGGAAAUCCUAAAGUCGAAAGGGCCCGAAAAGUUGCUGACUUUUGAAGAUAUCCAAAAGAUGAGGUAUUCUCGAAAUGUUGUCAAUGAGGUAUUGCGGCUGUCACCACCUGCUCCAGGAGCCUUUAAACAUGUUAUAAGUGACUUCACUUACGAAGGCUUUACCAUUCCUACCGGAUGGAAGGCACAUUGGAGCGUAUUUUCGACACACCAAAAUCCAAAAUACUUCCCAGAUCCAAAGAAGUUUGACCCCGCAAGAUUUGAAGGAAGUGGACCUAUGCCAUUCAGUUUUGUACCAUUUGGCGGAGGUCCUCGUAUGUGUCCCGGGGCAGAGUUUGCACGCCUAGUCAUAUUAAGCUUCAUACACAACUUGGUCACUAGAUUCAGGUGGGAGAAAUUAGUUCCAGAUGAGAAGGUCAAAUUUGAUCCGUCUCCCGUUCCAGUGAAUGGAUUACCAAUACGGCUCGUGCCUCACAAAUGUUAAAUCGCAACUUUAUGAAACUGCAUGGGCUAGCCAACCCAACCUUGGCAACAAUAAUGUUCACUGCUCAUAGAUAGAAGUCAUGAUUUUGAUGUCUUUGUAUACCUAUUUUUUUUUCUCUGUUUUCUUUUUGAAUGUCUUUGGAGUAUUAAAGAAAUAAACAUUGUUUGCAGGAAUUACACACCU
This is a messenger RNA of Ilex paraguariensis (yerba mate), 1767 nucleotides long. Lineage: Eukaryota; Viridiplantae; Streptophyta; Magnoliopsida; Aquifoliales; Aquifoliaceae. The record is from the annotation of a GenBank genome assembly.